UCGUUUGAACGUCAAUUUGAACGCGCUCGCUUCCAUUUAACGUCGUCAACGUGUUGGCUGUAUUUCGAGUGCUCUCCUAAAUUCAGAAAUACUUUAGAAAAAUGCGCAGCCAAGUGCUAAGUUUUUGCAUUGCCAUUUUGUUAAUUGUUUGCCUCAUGUAGAGGGCACAAAUACUAAGUGGUAAAUAUGCCUGGAACAGUUUUGUUAAAUCUACGAACUCAGAAUGACCGCAAGUGCGCUAAUGAGCACGCCGAAGAGGAUACGCCAGAUAGGCGAAAGUCUGACAAUGUUAACCAAGGAGGCGCAUCACGAGGUCGUACGCUGUGAGCUUCUAGUAAUAUGUCUCAUGGUGCUCGUGGCGAUUUUCUCCAUUAUGUGGAGCGUUUCACUGCACGUGCUAUCCGGCGAUUUCUACGAUGGAAUCAUCAGUGCCAAAAUAAUGUUUAAGGAUCGCGACUAUGGCCAAAUGGAUAACAGAAGCAAGGAGAUCUUCCAGCAGGAUCUGCAAAAAGUGGCACAGCUACCGUAUGAUUCAAAUGAAACGCCGCAACCGCUGCAGAGCGACAGCCCAGAAACUAAAAAGCCAAAAUACAAAUUCGAACAUAUCUACGAGCCGAAGGAUAAUGCGCUCCUGCUAGCCCGGCUGGUCAGCGAACGGGAGCAGGAGGAUGCGCAGCAGGCAACAACAACCACAACAAAUGCACCGCCAGAGAAGGUGCCCAAUGCGGAAGCGGAUCGCAAAUUUCUCGCUAGCCAGUCCAUAGAUACACAUGCCACACGCUGGAGUCGCGGCAUUGGCGCCCAGUUUGUUUACACAUUUCCACUGAUAUCCGAGGCUGUGGCCAUUAUCUGGACGGCCAUGUGUCUCAUCUAUCAAACAGGCAACAAGAAAACAUCUGUACUGCCCAAGCCUUGGCGAAUUGUUGUGCCCUCCAUAUUGAUCUUCACGCUGAUGAGUCUGGGCAGCGCGGCAUACACGAUACUGACCAAUGGCUAUCUGAGACGUCUGUGUGGGCAUUUGCGGCAAGGUCUCACCAAUCCCCUGGCCAUCAGCUGUGGCGAUGCGAUUGCCCUGCUGCGGCCGCUCAUCCACGAGCACAGCGUCUCGCACGAUGUGUAUCUGGAUCUCUUCCGUUGCAGCUAUAUCAUCAGCAUGAUCCUGUGGCUCUUGGCCCUGCUGGUCAUGGUGCUGCGUUACAUAUAUGCCUUUGAUUUCCAACUGGUCGAUAUCGAUGAUAUGUUCGAUCAUUGCCCAGCUGGCGCUCAGCCCAUACAACCCAUUUAUACGAAGGUGCUGCAGUCCAGCCCACAGCGUCACCAGCAUCAGCAGCAGCAGCAGCAACAGCAGUUGAGACCCAAGUCGGAGGAUGACUAUCAGAGCGCCAAGUCCCGGCUUAGCGAUGUGGCCAUGCCGCUGCUCGAGCUGAAAGCCCAGGAACAACAGCAACAACAACGGCAACAAACGCACUUAACAACUUUGGCCUAAGGCUUGACUUUGUCACAAGCUGAAGCACAUCAGAAAUCUCAGGUUUAUUUUUAUAUACGAUUGUUUUGGAGAACAAAGCAGGGAUUAAGAAGAAGAACUAGAACAAAAUGAAAGAAGCGAAUAAGAGAAGUUAGUUUCGGCUUGCCGAAUAUUAAGUCCCCUUGCAGAUGAGUUUUGCGCAGCCUAAUAUUUGACCCUAUCCUGCCCAAGGAAGCUAAUUAAUACAGUAGUCCGAUUAUACAAAAAUGAUGCUCUCAAAAAUGUUACCACAUUCUAUAUAUCAGCAAUCUUUGCUAUAGCAGGUGGAUAAGGAAGAAAGAUAGGGUAAUACGAAGUUCUUAAGAUUUUUUGCCCAGAGUGUAAUAUACAGAUGUACAGAAUAAUGCUCGUACCAGGUAAAGAUAGGAUUGAUCGAUCAACAAUUAAACUUUCAUAUUGUUACUUAUUUUUGGAGCCUUUAUAAAGCUAUAUGAUAUAGUAGUCUGAUGUGGAUAAGAAUUAAGGCACAUGUGAAAAGGAUAACAUGUAAAUGUAAAGAUGGUCAAGAUAUCUCGGAAAACAAAAAACCUUUCUCUUAUUGAGCGACUCGCUGCUAUAUGAUAUAGUUAUAUAUAUAUAUAUAUUGUUUAUAUCAAUUUUAUGUCUGCCCGUGAUCAUAAUAACAUUCUCUGCAAGGGUAAAGGCAAUUUCAAGUUCCGAUUUGAAGUCUGCUGAACUUUCAACACAACAAAACAAAAAGGUUUCGAACAAUCCAAUGAUAUUAUCUAAGCUUAAGCUAAGUAAACUCGUGCCUCGUUUUAAUUUAUAAUAUAAUCGAUUUUAGUUUUCGACAAAUAGUUUUAAUUGAAAUGCAAUAGUCUAACCAUAAAGCCAGAAUGUGCAAAUAAAAUACAAAUAUUCCAUAUACAAACAAAAAACAAAAAGGACCAGAUGCUGUCCACCCUACAGAAGCUUCAUGGUAAUUGUCUUGGUCUCCAGAUAGUUGUCCAGACCGUCCUUGCCUAGCUCGCGACCAAUGCCGGAGUGCUUGUAGCCACCGAAGGGUGUUUGCGGUAGGACGGCAUCAUAGCAAUUGAUCCAAACGGAGCCGGCGUCGACACUAUUGGCGAACUUCAUGGCCUUGUUGAUGUCGUUGGUGAUGACGCCGGCGGCGAGGCCGUAUUGCACACUGUUAGCACGCUCAAUGAUCUCCUCGAUGGAGCUGAACUUGAAGAU
Molecule: messenger RNA, 2701 nt
Organism: Drosophila montana
Lineage: Eukaryota; Metazoa; Arthropoda; Insecta; Diptera; Drosophilidae
Exons: 6
Coding region: 224-1486 (420 amino acids)
Source: RefSeq, a predicted model, not a curated record